AGCCUGGGCUGCGUACGCGCAGUCGCUCCGCACAGAGGGCGUCGUCAUUUUAGGGAACCAGUGUGCGCGCAGCGCACCGAUCAAGUGCCGCAGUCGCUGCCGCUAGGCUCGCCAGGGAGGACCGCGGACGCGCAUCAUGCCGCGGGCGCUCGCGGGGUUGCUGCUCGCCGGCGCGGCGGCGUCAACCUUGGGGGCGGUCGUCGACCUCCACGACGAGAACUUCGAGCACGAGACGCAGUGCACGACCGGCGCGACGACGGGCGACUGGUUCGUGCGCUUCUGCCCCGGCGACCGGUGCGACGACAAGUGGGUCGGCAAACUCAAGACCCUCGACAGGAACCUGACGGCGCACGACUCGAACUGGAUCAACGUCGCCAUGGUCGAGUGCGAGAAGAACCCCGAACUCAAAAAGCGGUUCGCCGUCGCCGCCGCCAGAAACCUCCUCUUCGUUCGGGGGCGGAUGUACGACUUCACCUCGAACGAAACCAACACCACGAGCGACUUCCUGCGAAACUUCACGCGGCGGCCGCGCAACGAGACGCUCGAGAACGGCGGGCGCGACGUCGGCCUCUACAUUCCGCGCGGCCCGACGUGGUACUCGCCGCUCACCGACGCGCUCGACGAGUUCUUCCUCGUCGUCGACUACCGCAUGCUGUCCACGGGGCUCACCGCCUUCGCCGUCCUCCUUGUCGUCGUCGGCGCGCUCAUCCCGCAGGAGCACAACCUCGCGGACGACGACGCUGACAAGAAGAAGGAGGACUAAUAAUAGCGCAUUUUAGUCGCAAGGCUGCCCCUCUUCUCCACUCCCCUCCCCAAGGCUCCGGUACAGACCUCAGGCUCCGGAAGGCCCCGACUCCGACUCCGACUCGAUCCGAC
Messenger RNA from Pelagomonas calceolata, 876 nucleotides. The record is from the annotation of a GenBank genome assembly. Lineage: Eukaryota; Pelagophyceae; Pelagomonadales; Pelagomonadaceae.